UUCUUCUUUCUCACUGACCCGAAAUACUUCAUUGAAACCCAUUGGCCCGAAGACCCAGCAUGGCAGCUGGUUGAACAACACGUCUCGCUGGAAGACUUUGAACAGAGAGUCUUUAAAACAUCCCAGUUUUUCAAGCUUCAGCUCUCCCUUCUCUCUCCAGACGUCUCCCUUCUCAAAACAGCUCAUGGGGAAGCCACGGUGGCCCUGAAGAGUGCACAUCCAACAGAGUUUAGCUACCACCUCUCCAAGCUCUCUGGUGAAGUUAGCAAAGAUGACAUGGGCACGACUCAUGGGAUGAUGACCGUGUCCAAGCAGAGCAUGACUCUCAAAGUGACCCCCCCAACAGAGGGCUUGUUUGACUUGAUGGUCUUCGCGCGGCCAUCAGACUCUCCAGGCCCCUAUCACUGGGUGUGCUCCUAUCAGAUCCAGUGCCUGGAGCCCAUCAGUAGAGAAAACCUGCCUGAAAAUCCCUUUCAUUUUUGGGGCCUUCACCAAAAGGUGAAGGACUUUGGUAUCGAGGACUGCAGCUGGAGAGGGGACCUGGUGGUCGCUGCAAGGGGAGCUUUGCUCUUGACUCUACAGACAACGCGGCCCUUGCUGGCCACAUACGAGCUGGUUCAUCAAGAGUUAGACGCUUCUCUGAGCAAGAAGUGCCUGGCAUCUCAAGCAGAGGAAGACAAGCUGAGUUGCCACGUGCUGUGCCCUUUUCGGGGCUACUACCGGCUCUCGGUGUUUGUGAAAGAGCUAGGAGACACCGCGUUCAAAAAUGCAGCCAACUUCCUCAUCCGUUGCUCCGGCCCCGUCAAUCGGAACGAGCUCUUCCCAUCCGGCCUCAGCAUGCACUGUGGGAGCGGGACUUACACCCGUGGAAGGGGCCUUUCCAACCCCAGCCACCCCGCCCCCAUCAUCACUACCAUGCAGGGCAAGUGUAACAUCACCUUCCACGCGCGGCCCGACGUCGAAGUGGCAGCCGUCCUGAGCAAGGACAACGUCACCAACACCAAGUACCCCAUGGAGAGAUACGUCCUCCUCACUCACCUGAGAAACAAGGUCAGCGUGUGCAUCCUGCUUCCUGAGCCAGGCAUCUACAAAGUGGGGCUCUUUGGCAAGAACAAGGACCAUAAGGACUUCGCCCAUGUCUGCGACUACAUCAUCCGCUGUUUCUCCAACCCCCGGUGGCCCCCUUUCCCCAGGGUGUACAGCCUGUGGAGGAGAGGGUGCAUACUGCUACAGCCCAGAACUGGCGUGCUCCAGGAACAAAGCUGGGUCACAUUUAGGGUCAAGAUGCCCAAAGCCCACAAAGCUCUCGUCAUUGGGCAUGCCAAGACUGAGCUGAAGCCAACUCAGAGCAAGAUCUGGGAGGGGGAAGUGCAUACAGGGCCAGCUGGGACUCUGCUCAAACUGGUGGCUAAAUUCAGCCAGCAAUCCACCAGCAUGGAGGUCGUCCUCUCGUUUGAUGUGGGGUCUGCAGGGUAAAUGAUCCAGGGGAGACGAGGAAAGAUCCCAAGAGCCCAGGAAGGAAAGAAGCCCUAUCAGACUGGAAGAAAAAAGGACAACCCCAAAUACCGUGUCAGGUGGACUCUCAAAAUUAUACAGGGUGCAGCCUCCGUCUUGCAGGAUAUUACAGCACUCCUCUCACUUGGAGAUGGUGUGUCAAGCUGAUCAGAACCAGCACACCGAGGUCUCUUAAUAGCGUAUGCAUAUAAGAGUUUAUUAAUAUAAGAGGAAUCUGUUAUCCGGUUCCUCUAGAGGACGGUUAUUUUACCACUUUUUACCCGUGCGACUAACUGCAGCUUGUUUUAUUUGACAUCUCUUCCAGAUCUUGGAAAUGCAUGUGGUUUCUUCCUCCUGAGAGCGGGGGGAAAAAUAGGACCUGGAGCCAAAAACAAAAAGCAUCAGGUGGUAGCAAUAUUUUACCAAUGUAAAUAUGCAGGAAGGAAGUUAAUGGUUUCCAGAGGAAUUUGUGCUUUGGGGCAGAGGAGGGGCAGAGGUUGUAUUUUAUUUUUAACUGCUGCUUUAAAAUUUCUCCUGGGACAUUCAACCAGGUCUUCAUUAGCGAGGCUGACAUGUAACUGCAUUGCAUGCUACCUAUGGGCAUUGAGGGAUUCAAAUUGGAGAUGGGAACACUCAGGAAAGCGGUUCUUUGGCCAAGACGCCGCAGUACAAUAACCAAAAGCAUAGUCACAAGUGUAGUUAUGAUCUGGCACAAGCUAAAAGGCAGUGUCGUAACAGAGAUAGGACUCCUGCCCGGGCAACUUGCGUGUAGGUUGGCAAUGCAUCCUUACCAAACGCAUGCAUGGGCACCAAGAGCAACUCCAUCACCAGGCACUGAAAUGCGGUUGCCUACGAAGGGGAGCUGGGCACUGUCGUUGCAGCAUGUCGUUUAAGCACAACGAUAUCACAUGACCGUUUAGGACAGGAAGUGAAGAUGACACCGUGAACCGCGCCUGGAAUGGUUGAACUGAUUUGGAGCAGGGCCUUCACCUUGCGCUGAACAGAGACUGACCCUCGCUUAGCCCUGUCUUCGUACGGGGAGAAGGGAGAAGAUUAGGCAGUGAAUAUUUGUGCACCCCUAAGCCCACGCUGCACGGCUGGUUUCAUCUUCCAUCGUGACUGCGCAGCUCUCUGAAUGAGAUCCAGGGUUAUUUUGGGAUGCUUUACAAGCAGCAGACCGGGGGAUACCCUCCACUGCUUUUCAGCCACAGCCUUUCCAGCGUGACGUGCUGAAGACACUCAGAUAAAAAUGGCUCUUGCUGGGCACGGAAAGCAAGGGCAUUUGAGGUAAAGCAAGGCACUCAGUGGAAAAGCCCCGGCAUACUGGAAUGACUGGGAGGAAAUGUCACUAAGGACGAGGAGACGUGGACCGUUCCAGGGGCUGA
Messenger RNA from Alligator mississippiensis (American alligator), 2879 nucleotides. Its product is annotated as kyphoscoliosis peptidase. The record is from RefSeq and is a predicted model, not a curated record. Lineage: Eukaryota; Metazoa; Chordata; Crocodylia; Alligatoridae. The transcript has 2 exons. Bases 277 to 1476 code for a protein of 399 amino acids.